Molecule: messenger RNA, 1214 nt
Organism: Cucumis sativus (cucumber)
Lineage: Eukaryota; Viridiplantae; Streptophyta; Magnoliopsida; Cucurbitales; Cucurbitaceae
Product: pyridoxal phosphate homeostasis protein
Exons: 8
Coding region: 157-897 (246 amino acids)
Cellular component (GO): intracellular anatomical structure
Molecular function (GO): pyridoxal phosphate binding
Source: RefSeq, a predicted model, not a curated record
GAUUGGAAGGGGGAAUCUUUACGACGACGUCGUUCAUUGGGUUGCCUUCUUGAACCUCGAGUGCGUAACUCGAACGUCGAGAGUCCAUCCCGUUUCUGUUUUGUACUCUCACAGUUGAACAAUCUGGAGGGGGAGCAGGAAGAUUCUUGUACGGACAUGGCAUCCUCAGCUGCUAUAGAAGGCGCCACCCCCGCAUCCGCGGCGCUCAAUUCUGUGCUUCAGCGCGUUCAGCUAGCCGCCGAACGCUCCGGUCGUGUACCUCAGCAGAUUCGAGUCGUAGCUGUUAGCAAAACCAAGCCGGUUCCCGUCAUUCGUCAAGUCUACGAUGCUGGCCAUCGGUACUUUGGCGAGAAUUACGUUCAGGAACUCGUUGAGAAAGCUCCUCAGCUUCCGGAGGACAUUGAAUGGCAUUUCAUCGGAAAUUUGCAAAGCAACAAAGUGAAACCACUCCUGUCUGGCGUUCCAAACCUUGCAGUUGUAGAGACUGUGGAUGAUGAAAAGAUUGCUAACCGUUUGGAUCGAAUGGUUGAAAGUAUUGGGAGGAAGCCUCUUAAGGUGUUUAUACAAGUGAAUACAAGUGGAGAAGAAUCAAAAUCAGGCGUUGAGCCCUCGGGGUGUGUGGAGCUCGCCAAACAUGUUAGUUUGAACUGCCCAAAUCUUCAGUUUUCCGGGCUAAUGACGAUUGGAAUGUUGGAUUACACGUCCACACCAGAAAACUUCAAGUUAUUGGCUAACUGUAGAACGGAAGUUUGCAAAGCACUCGAAAUAUCAGAAGAACAAUGUGAGCUAUCAAUGGGAAUGUCAGCAGACUUCGAACUAGCUGUUGAAAUGGGAAGCACAAAUGUGAGGGUUGGAUCAACAAUAUUUGGAGCGAGGGAAUAUCUCAAGAAAAACUGAAUUUUGGAAUACUAGAGAUCUAUGAGCUUCUCGUGACAGCCAAGUUAAUCUAUCCAUCGAAAUAACAUCAGCAACCCAGGAGAGUAUAGAUAAAGCAAAUUAUAAGCUGCCCAUUCAAAGCACAACCCAGCUAGGCUAAACUUGUAUAGAAGAUCAUAUUAGUCAAUGAGUUCGUCCUUCAUGGAGCUCCACACACACACAAACAGGUAAGGAGCGAAUGAUCCAUUAUUCUCCAGUUUGAAGGUAAAGCAUAAACGGAUGGCGGAUGCUAUGGAAAAACAAUACCAAAAAAAAAAAAAAAAAAAAACCGUUUAUAU